Messenger RNA from Penicillium cinerascens, 3315 nucleotides. RefSeq names its product DNA-directed DNA polymerase delta POL3. Lineage: Eukaryota; Fungi; Ascomycota; Eurotiomycetes; Eurotiales; Aspergillaceae. Gene Ontology annotation, cellular component: delta DNA polymerase complex. Gene Ontology annotation, biological process: DNA replication proofreading; nucleotide-excision repair, DNA gap filling; base-excision repair, gap-filling. The record is from RefSeq and is a predicted model, not a curated record. Bases 1 to 3315 code for a protein of 1104 amino acids. Gene Ontology annotation, molecular function: nucleotide binding; DNA binding; 3'-5'-DNA exonuclease activity. The transcript has 3 exons.
AUGCCUGAAGCUAUCAUGCCGCAGAAGCGAGUAUUGGGCGACACCACCAGUAACGCACGCAACUCUUUCGCGUCUCCCAACGCGAUGAAGAAGCGCAAGCUUGACAAUGAGACCAGUGGACAGCUCAAGCCACCUACACAAAAUGUCCAACGCAAAGGUUUCGGCUCAAGUCAGCCGCAAAAGAGCACAUUCGAGGAAGAGGUUCUCGAGAAGAUGACCCAGGAUAUCAAUGAUCUCAAACGAAGCAACGCCGAGAAGGACCAGCAAUGGGAACGUCCUCCUCUUGGACCAUUUGACCCAGUGGCGGAGAACAUUUGUUUCCAGCAGAUUGACGCGGAGGAAGGUCGGAUGGCGGGAGACAGGAUGGCUGUCCGACUCUUCGGUGUCACGGAGGCCGGUCAAUCGGUCCUGCUUCACGUCACCGGAUUCCAACAUUACCUUUACAUCGCUGCCCCCGUCGGCUUCACCAAGGAAGAUUGCCAGCCAUACAAAGCUUUCCUCGAGACCAAACUGGCACAGAAUGCCCCGGUCAUCCAACGCGUGGAAGUCACAUUGCGGGAGAAUAUCUACGGAUUCCAGGGUAAUAAGAAGAGCUGGUACCUCAAGAUAACUGUCACCGACCCAAAGUUCAUUGCCAGACUGCGUAGCGCUCUGGAAACUGGUAGUGCUACUAUGAACUACAAAGGUCUAUGGGGCAACUCGGACAGUGGAAUCCUCACGUUCGACAAUAUCCAAUAUCUGCUGAGAUUUAUGAUCGACACUGGUCUCCACGGCAUGUCAUGGGUCGAAGCCAAGGCAGGGAAAUAUCAGCUCAUCCCAGAAGACGAAAAACAUUCAACUUGUCAAUUGGAGGCUAUCGUGGACUACCGUGACAUGAUCGCCCACGCGCCCAACGGUGAAUGGGCCAAGAUGGCGCCUCUUCGUGUCCUGUCUUUCGAUAUCGAGUGCGCUGGACGACAGGGUAUUUUCCCCGAACCUAACAUUGACCCCGUAAUUCAGAUCGCCAAUGUCGUGACUCGAUACGGAGACAGCAAGCCCUUCGUUCGAAAUGUGUUCUGCCUUGAUACCACCAGUCUUAUUGUCAACACACAGAUUUUGGAAUUCGACAAGGAGGAGAGGAUGCUCAUGGCCUGGAAAGAGUUUGUGCAGAAGGUCGAUCCGGAUGUGAUCAUCGGGUACAACAUUGCGAACUUCGACUUUCCGUACCUUUUGGACCGGGCAAAACAUUUAAAAUGUACCAGCUUUCCCUACUGGACACGAUUGCGGGCGACCAAAACGGAGGCCAAGGAGGCCAAUUUCUCUAGCAAACAGAUGGGUAACCGAGAGACGAAGGCGACAAACACCAAUGGCCGAAUCCAGCUUGAUCUUCUCCAAUUGGUGCAGCGGGAUUAUCAACUUCGAAGUUACACUUUAAACUCCGUCUCCUACGAGUUUUUGGGCGAGCAGAAGGAAGACGUUCACCACACAAUGAUCACUGAACUGUUCAACGGUACACCGGACUCUCGUCGUCGAUUGGCGGUAUACUGCUUAAAGGACGCCUAUCUGCCACAACGAUUGAUGGACAAACUGAUGUGUCUGGUCAACUACACUGAGAUGGCAAGAGUUACGGGUGUUCCAUUCAUGUUCCUGCUCUCUCGCGGCCAACAAGUGAAGUUCGUCAGUCAGCUGUUCCGAAAAGCGCGGGAAGAACAACUUGUCAUUCCCAACUCCAAGUCGCAAGACGAGCAGGACUAUGAAGGCGCGACCGUAAUUGAACCGAAGCGAGGAUACUAUGGUGUGCCAAUAGCGACACUCGAUUUUGCAUCGCUCUAUCCCUCCAUUAUCCAAGCACACAACCUCUGCUACACCACCCUCCUCAAUAAGAGCAGUGUUGAGAAACUCGGUCUCAAGAAGGAUGAGGAUUACAUCGUGACGCCAAAUGGAGACAUGUUCUGCACCGCCAAAGUCCGUAAGGGUCUCUUGUCUCAGAUUCUUGAGGAGCUUUUGAGUGCACGAAAGCGCGCGAAGAAGGAACUGGGCACUGAGACGGAUCCCUUCAAAAAGGCUGUACUGAACGGUCGUCAACUUGCCUUGAAGAUCAGCGCAAACAGUGUAUACGGUCUGACGGGUGCUACUGUCGGAAAGCUGCCUUGUCUUCCCAUUGCCAGUAGUACAACCAGUUAUGGUCGUCAGAUGAUCGAGAAAACCAAACAGGAGGUGGAAUCUCGCUAUACCAUCGCCAACGGCUACUCUCACGAUGCCGAGGUCAUUUACGGUGAUACCGAUUCGGUCAUGGUCAAAUUUGGAGUGUCUGAAUUGGCAGACGCGAUGAAACUCGGUGAGGAGGCUGCAGAAUUCGUCUCGUCCAAGUUCAUCAAACCCAUCAAGCUGGAGUUCGAAAAGGUGUACUUCCCUUAUCUGCUAAUCAACAAGAAGCGGUAUGCCGGUCUUUACUGGACCAACACUAAAAAGCACGACAAGAUGGACACCAAGGGUAUUGAGACCGUGCGUCGUGAUAACUGUUUGCUUGUCCAAAAUGUUAUCGAAACUGUGUUGAACAAGAUUCUCAUCGAGAGAGAUCUCGAUGGUGCUCAGGACUAUGUCAAGUCGACCAUUUCCGAUCUUCUCCAGAACAAAGUCGAUAUGUCGAAGCUGGUCAUCACCAAGGCCCUCUCUCAGAAGGAGUACGCUGCCAAGCAAGCACACGUCGAGCUGGCGAAGCGCAUGACCAAACGUGACGCGGGUUCUGCGCCUGCUCUAGGUGACCGUGUGGCCUAUGUCAUGAUCAAGGGCGCAGCCAACUCAAAGGGCUACGAGAGGGCCGAGGAUCCCAUCUACGUCUUGGAAAACAACAUUCCCGUCGAUACCAAGUACUACCUGGACAACCAGCUUGCGAACCCGCUUGGUCGUAUCUUCGAGCCCAUUCUGGGUGAGAAGAAGGCCAACCAACUGUUGACCGGUGAACACACUCGGUCCAUCUCCGUUGCAGCACCAAGUCUGGGCGGGUUGAUGAAAUUCACCAAGAAGACCCAGACCUGCAUGGGCUGCAAGAAGCCUCUCUCAGGCAAGGAGGAGCAGGAUGGUGCCGUUUGUCAAAACUGCCGCCCUCGUCUCGGUGAGCUCUAUACAAAGGCUUUGACCAAGACUUCUGAUCUCGAAGUUCGAUUCGGGCGACUCUGGACUCAGUGUCAGCGCUGCCAAGGCAGUCUUCACUGUGAAGUCAUUUGCUCGUCACGCGACUGCCCUAUCUUCUAUAUGCGGAUGAAAGCGAAGAAGGAUGUCGAGGACUCACAGAAGGAACUUGGCCGGUUUGACUUCGAUGCCGGUGCGUGGUGA